Molecule: messenger RNA, 2531 nt
Organism: Linum trigynum
Lineage: Eukaryota; Viridiplantae; Streptophyta; Magnoliopsida; Malpighiales; Linaceae
Source: the annotation of a GenBank genome assembly
UAUCGGCCCACACUACGCUCUACGGCAGCUGAGCUGGUGAGAAGUCGCAGUCGUAGGCAGCCCGUCCAACAGCGACGUACGAAAGGGAAAUUUCUUCAGCCGAGGUCCUGAUUCGUUGGAAAAAAGUCUGGAAUCUCUCUGGUUCCUCGUCCGCAGCUUCGUCUGACAUGGCAGGCGGAAACUCUGCCUCCGGUGGCAGGACCGGCGUUAGGGUCGUGGUCGCCGGAGACCGUUUCACCGGUAAAUCGAGCUUGAUUGCAGCGGCGGCGACGGAGUCCUACCCUGAAAACGUCACUCACGUUCUACCUCCCACGCAUCUCCCCGCCGAUUUCUUCCCUGAUCGAGUCCCCAUCACCAUCAUCGAUACUUCUGCCGCCUUGGAGAAUAGAGGGAAGCUAAUUGAUGAGCUAAAGAGAGCUGAUGUGGUGGUGUUAACUUACUCUUGUGAUCAACCGUUGACAUUGAAUCGUCUAAGUAGCUUUUGGCUCGAGGAGCUUCGUCGAUUAGAGGUGAAAGUGCCAAUUAUCGUAGUGGGUUGCAAGCUUGAUUUGCGAGAUGAGAACCAGCCAAUUAGCCUGGAACAUGUCAUGAGACCUGUCAUGCAUGAGUACAGGGAGAUUGAGACCUGCAUAGAGUGCUCUUCCGUUACCCUUAUGCAAGUUCCAGAUGUAUUCUAUUAUGCACAAAAAGCUGUACUUCACCCAACAUCUCCAUUGUUUGACCAAGAAAGUCAGUCUUUGCAACCUCGAUGUCAAAGGGCACUUAAAAGGAUAUUUCUCCUCUGUGACCGUGACAUGGAUGGCGCACUCAAUGAUUCAGAAUUAAACGAAUUUCAGGUUAAAUGUUUCAAUGCUCCACUGCAGCCUGCUGAAAUAGUGGGUGUGCGAAGAGUUGUACAAGAGAAGAAGAGGAAUGGAGUUAACGACCUUGGUCUUACACUCGAAGGCUUCUUAUUUCUACAUUUUCUUUUCAUAGAUAAAGGCCGCCAUGAAACAACCUGGGCUGUCUUGAGAAGGUUUGGCUAUGGUGAUAAUUUAGAACUCAGAGAUGAUGGUCUCCCAGUUCCGACCAAGCAUGCUGCUGAUCAGAGUAUUGAGCUAAAAACAGAAGCACUUGACUUUCUACGUGGGACCUUCCGCUUGUUUGAUAUUGACAAUCAUGGAGCCCUGAGGCGAACUGAGCUUGAAGAGCUAUUUUCAACUGCUCCUGAAAGUCCUUGGAAUGAGGCUCCUUAUAAGGGUGCAGCGGAAACAACUUCCCAAGGAAAUUUAACUCUCAAGGGAUUCUUAUCUGAGUGGGCCCUUAUGACACUGAUAGAUCCGAGGCGCAGUUUGGCCAAUUUAAUAUAUAUUGGAUACAAUGGGAAUCCUGCUUCAAUUCUCCGUGUUACUAGACGAAAAUCUAUUGACCGUAAGAAGCAACGCAGUGAAAGAAGUGUUUUCAACUGUUUGGUCUUUGGUCCAGAGAAUGCUGGAAAAUCUUCCAUGUUGAAUGCUUUGCUUGGAAGAUCAUUUUCAGCAGGUCACAACCCAGCCGGUGAGCGAUAUGCAGCAAAUGUUGUUGAUCAGCUUGGGGGUAACAAGAAGACUCUCAUCUUGCGAGAGGUACCUGAAGACGGAGUGAAAGUUUUGCUAUCAAAUAAGGAAUGCCUGGCAGCUUGUGAUGUUGCAGUGUUUGUUUAUGACAUUUCAGAUGAAUAUUCAUGGAAAAGAACAAGGGAUCUGCUAGUAGAAGUAGCUAGGCAAGGAGAAGAAACUGGUUAUGGGGUGCCUUGUCUCCUAGUCGCUGCUAAGGGCGAUUUGGUUCCAUACCCCAUGGCACUUCAGGAUUCACUGAAGGUUUGUCGCGAGUUGGGAAUAGAGGCUCCUGCUGCAGUGAGCAUGAAGACCGGAGAUCUGAAUGACUUAUUUGGGAGAAUUAUUGGUGCAGGUGAAUCUCCUCAUCUCAACAUUCCUGAAACUGAGACUGGGAGAAAACGCAAGAGCUUCCGUCGCCUCGUCAAUAACUCUCUACUCUUCGUCUCAGUUGGGGCGGCUUUUGCAGUUGUUGGCAUGACAGUGUUUCGUACUUACAAUGCGAGAAGGAAUUCUAAUUAGGGGUUCGCUCAACUGAAGUCAGUUAGCACCAAGCCACAAUUGAAGGGGAUCUGCCCAAAUUUUGCAAGCAGUUGAACUUUAAAUACCUCAAAGGAUUGAAAAUCCCCCACGCCCUAUUGUAAAUAAUGGUGCUGCACCGAUUCUUUUUUCGUUCCCGCAUCCAAUUCUUGGACUGAAAUGCCAUGUGUUCCUGACUCCAUUUUUUAUUGUAGUAUAGAACCGCUCAGGGCACAAAAUAUAUCAUAUGUGGAUUACUUUUCAGGAAUAGGAUAUCUGGUGCUAUUAUACAUUGUUUCGGAAAUCCUAUUUAGAAGUCUAUGGAUUGAGAAAAAGUGUUUAGGGGUACUGAGGAGAAAUAUCAUUUGAAGCUUGGCAUAUUCGUAGAAUGCAGCAAGGUUGAGAGUUCAUUUGCCUUGAUAAAUAAAUAGUAUUGCU